Trichoplusia ni (cabbage looper) is the source of this 3509-nucleotide messenger RNA. It is a transcript of the gene Osbp, whose product is annotated as oxysterol-binding protein 1. Gene Ontology annotation, molecular function: sterol binding. The record is from RefSeq and is a predicted model, not a curated record. Bases 81 to 2441 code for a protein of 786 amino acids. The transcript has 12 exons. Gene Ontology annotation, cellular component: cytosol; intracellular membrane-bounded organelle; membrane. NCBI's taxonomy places the organism in Eukaryota, Metazoa, Arthropoda, Insecta, Lepidoptera, Noctuidae.
UAUGGUGGCUAGUCGUCAGACGUGGCUGGUAGAGGAAUUUUAUUAUGAUUUACUAAUCUAAAUUGUGAUAUUACGAAAAUAUGUCGGAUACCAUCGUAGCCAAGGGUCAGACAAUACCUGGGGAUCCAGAGAAAAAAGGCUGGCUAUUCAAGUGGACAAAUUAUUUAAAGGGUUAUCAACGAAGAUGGUUCGUGUUGUCGAAUGGAUUGUUGUCGUAUUACAGAAAUCAAGCCGAGAUGGCUCACACCUGCAGAGGUACCAUAUCUCUACUGGGUGCCCUCAUCCAUACUGCAGACUCAUGUACCUUUGUGAUCAGUAAUGGAGGCACACAAACCUUUCACAUCAGAGCUCAUGAUGAAGUGGAAAGACAAAGUUGGGUCACAGCUCUCGAAUUGGCCAAGGCCAAAGCUAUCCGGGCACAAGAAUCCGAUGAUGACGAAGACCAGAUUUCCACUGGAGUAGUUGUGGUUGGUAGUGGAGAAGGUGAAGGUGAAGACGCAGGAGGCAUAGCAAGAGAACUGGCAGCUAGGUUCCAUGAUCUGCGUACUUGUUCGGAACUAGUUGCUAGGCAUGGUGCCGCUCUACAGCGGUCACUUGUAGACCUAGAGAUCCCACCAACAGACACUACCAAGCAAGUCUCAGAGAGGGCUACUCUGUUUAGGAUAUCAUGCAAUGCCAUGAUGAAUGCGUGUUCAGAGUUCAUGAGCGCCGCGGCAGCCUCGAGCGCCCGCAUGAGUCGCGCGCUGCAGCACGAGCGCGAGCAAAAGAUGAGACUGCAGGAGGUUGUCGAACAACUCGCAAGGCAGCACGACAAUCUCGAGAAAACAGUUACUGCGCGCAGUACUUCACAGCCCGGUGGAAACGGCACAGGCCAGGGUCACAACGAACCUGAGGAUGAGGAUCAUGAAUUCUUUGAUGCAAUGGAAGAGGGUUUCUCCUCAAAUAUGGAUGAAAAGACUUCAUUUGUAAUUAAAGUGCCCGUAAAUAGGAAAAACAAAGUAAAAGGUGGUGAAAGUUCAGACGAGUCUGAGACUGAAACUGUCACCGAGACUCAACAGGUAAUUUUCGUGGAAGACAAACACGAGAGACCUGAAAGCGCAAUGGGUGGAGUAGAAGCGGACCCGAACGCCAGUGCCCUCGUGCCCAAAGUGGCAGAGAAAGACGAGGAUAUCAAAGUAUGGCCUCACGUGUCACAAGCGCAGGGGUUGCUGGACGGACACCCGCGGCGGACGCGCGUGCCCGACAAGCCCAACUACCCGCUCAGCCUUUGGUCCAUUAUGAAGAAUUGUAUAGGUAAGGAGUUAUCGAAGAUCCCGAUCCCGGUGAACUUCAGCGAGCCGCUGUCGAUGUUGCAGCGGUUGACGGAGGAAUACGAAUACUCGUCCAUUCUGGACCAGGCCGCCAAGUUCGACGACCCCGCGCAGCAGCUCGCCUACGUGGCUGCCUUCACCGUCUCCUCGUAUGCAUCUACGGCUUGCAGGACUAACAAGCCGUUCAACCCUUUGCUAGGCGAGACGUUCGAGUGCGACCGCAUGUCAGACCUCGGCUGGCGCGCCAUCUCCGAGCAGGUGUCCCAUCAUCCUCCGAUGGUAGCGCAGUUCUGCGAGGGGCAGGCGGGCUGGCAGUGCUGGCAGGAGUUCACCAUGACCACCAAGUUUAGGGGGAAAUAUCUUCAGAUUAUACCGCUGGGCGGCGCGUCCGCCAUGUUCCCUAGCUCCGGAAACAAAUACACGUGGAGAAAGGUAACAACCACAGUGCACAACAUUAUAGUAGGCAAACUGUGGGUCGACAACCACGGGGACAUGGACAUCGUGGGCGAGGCGGGCCCGGCCGCCGGCUACGUGGCGCACCUCAAGUACCUGCCCUACGGCUACUUCAGUAAGGACACGCAGCGAAAGGUGACGGGAGUCAUCAACGACCCGCAGGGCGUGCCGCGCUACGUCCUGCAGGGCCACUGGGACAGCCGCGUGGAGGUCGCGCCCGUCACCAGCACGUCGGCCGACAACACCGUCUGCAAGACUGGCAAGUUCACCGUGGCCUGGGAGCGGGUGGCCGCGCCCGAGGACUCCGACAAGUGGUACAACUUCACGCUGCUGGCCGCGCAGCUCAACGAGCCCGAGGAGGGCGUGGCGCCCACCGACUCGCGCCGCCGCCCCGACCAGCGCCUCAUGGAGGAGGGGCUGUGGGACGACGCCAACGCCGAGAAGCUGCGCCUGGAGGAGAAGCAGCGCGCCGCGCGCCGCGAGCUGGAGGCGGCGGCCGAGGACGCGGCGGCGCGCGGGCUGGCGGCCCCGCCCGCGCCGCGCCCGCUGUGGUUCUCGCGCCAGGCCGUGUCGGCGCACGCCGCGCAGCCGCAGCCGCACCUGCGCCACCUCUACACGCACCGCUACUGGGACUGCAAGCGCCGCCAGGACUGGGCCGCCUGCCCCGACAUCUUCUAGCGCGCGGCGAGCGCCCCGCCCGCGCUACGACCCUGACGUUGUUUUCGUUUACGGCAUUACAUUUUGUGUUGGAAGUUUUACUCAUUCCAUAUUAACUGUGGUCGUUUUUAUUAUUUAUUGUUAUUUUUCAAAAUUAGUUUAUCGUACGGUUGACGUGUACAUACCUAUCUCUUAGUUUAUGACGCUGCAUCGUUUCCGCGCGACUCGCGGCCUAAUAGUUAAAUUGUUAGCUCUUAGACAUUUAUGAGCACCGCUUUUGGACGUCGAAAGUUUCGAGGCUUCACGCAUACUAACAACGAAGGUAUUUCACUUACAUUAUCGAAACUAACGGGCUUAUCACGGUAUUUGAACUAACACGAUUCAUAUUUCAAACGACUUAAAUGCUUUUGUAGUCCGAGUGAACGAGUGCGUACUGAACAUGUUCUAAGACUGGGAGUUACGAUAUCGCUGUCAGUUAUGAACUGUCUGAUGUUGAUAUGAAAAGAUUGCUUUAGUCCAGCGAUUGGGACAUGAUAAUUGAAUAUUAUUCUUAUUUAGUUGUAUAUUUAUCUUCCGUAGAAGCCAAGAAAAUUACGAAGUAGAACGUGGAUAUAAACUUAUGUAAAAUCAGGUGCUUCUAAUGAACAGGUUUCAAUUUUAAUCAAUAAUUAAUUAUUGUCAUUGCUAAUAAUCUAGAAAGUGACAAAUGUCUAGCGGGCAUUAAACGAAGCUCUUUACGUCCUAAUAGAAAAUGUCGCGUCGUAAAACUGUCUUUUAAUGCCUUAAUGUAGGAGCAAUAGAGCAUUAUCUUUGUAAGUGUUAAAAAUGGACACAAAUUGAUAUCAGGAUGUCGUGUCGUGUUGCCGGUAGUGCCUGGCCGCUGUCGGCGGAGAGCGGCCGCGGCCUGCAUCCUGGCAUCAGUUUGCAGUGCUCUAGGAUAUUUUGUAAGGUCUAUUACAAAUGUACAUUUUCAAGUGGAUGUAAGAUAAUUUGUUAAUAUUUUUAUUAUAAUAGAAUGAUAUUUGAAUACGAAGCCAUAAACAUCUGUAUCAUGUUGAUUAUGAAAAUAAAAUAUAAUGUCACUGAAUA